CGAUCACCAGCCGCCAUGGAGGAUCGGAGAAUCACGCGCUUUGUCAAGUUCCACGGGCAUUUGUUCCUCGCGGUGGCUCUUACGUUGGUGAUCCGCGAGCUGUGGAUGGUCACCCUGUUGACGUUCGACUUUACCGUGCAGGAGUGGAGUUCCGGGCUAGAUUUUGCAUUCCGAGGACAUCCGGUGGUGCGGUGGAUCUUCGUUCUGGUCUGGUUGACCGUGCUGGCCUUCAUGUACGGUGGCAUGAAGUGGGAGGACGGAACUUAUCUGCAACCCGCCAAGUACAUGUUCCUGGUGGAGGUGGUCGGACUGCUGGUGCGGGAUCUGCUCGUUACGAUCAACGGUGAUCCGGAGGGCAGGCUCGUCUACGAUUUGAGCUAUCUGUUCUACCUAACUGCGUUUGUGGUGUACGUGCUGUACAGCUUCUACGCGCUGAGGACGUUGUUUGGAUGCGAUCGAAGCCAGAAUUUGGGACUCAAAGCGAUCGAUUCUCGGCUGGCAAUUGUCAACAUGAGGAGAGUGUGAGGAGCCUGGAGACUGCGAGAUGUACUGUUUACGUACAGCCAGUGACUGUUUUUGUUAUCGCUUUAUGUGUAGAUCUUCAUUAAUCUUAUAUAGUAAAUAAAAACAAAAUCAUUCGAUUA
Molecule: messenger RNA, 644 nt
Organism: Culex pipiens pallens (northern house mosquito)
Lineage: Eukaryota; Metazoa; Arthropoda; Insecta; Diptera; Culicidae
Exons: 3
Coding region: 16-525 (169 amino acids)
Source: RefSeq, a predicted model, not a curated record